Pelobates fuscus (common spadefoot toad) is the source of this 4803-nucleotide messenger RNA. RefSeq names its product strawberry notch homolog 2 (gene SBNO2). Bases 216 to 4268 code for a protein of 1350 amino acids. NCBI's taxonomy places the organism in Eukaryota, Metazoa, Chordata, Amphibia, Anura, Pelobatidae. Gene Ontology annotation, biological process: negative regulation of DNA-templated transcription; positive regulation of transcription by RNA polymerase II; macrophage activation involved in immune response. The record is from RefSeq and is a predicted model, not a curated record. Gene Ontology annotation, cellular component: nucleus. The transcript has 32 exons. Gene Ontology annotation, molecular function: chromatin DNA binding; histone binding.
CAUGGCGACCGGAAGCAGGAAGUGAGAGCGGCGAGGGGUGUACACACCAGGAACCGGGGGGGAACGGAAACACCGAAACUAUGGAGCUGUGAGACGGUAGAAACCAAGAAUAAGGAUCGGGACUCCGCGAAAACGACCUGAGACAGCACUUAAAGAGGAACUGCAUUACUGUUAAUGUGUCUCAAUUUAAGUAAGAUCAUGAAGCUGGGACCCUGAUGCUCUGCACAUUGCCUGGGAUGGACAGGGGGGCCAGAUACCCACAACCUGAACCACAACACGGAGCCAGUGGGAUGUGUUCUACGGCAGCCGUGCAGUACCAGUCAAUUCAGCCUGACAUUGAGAACCCGGCACUGGCUGGCACCCCGUGGAAACAUUUCACAUUUUCACCUGCUCAUUGCUUGCCUCAUGCUCCUCUCACCAGCCCAAAUCAAUUGUGUCUUGACAGCUCGACAGAAUAUUACCAUGAUCCAGUUCAAAACAAUUUGCCAACAUUCAACAACUACCUACAAGGCUCAAGGGAUGACUUUUUGGACUCCAGUUAUUUGAAUGAGCCAUCCAAUCACUCCAUCCUCUGUUCCCCACCGGAUUCAUUGUCUGAUAUCACUGACACCCCAGAUUUCCUACCAGCUGACAGUCUAAACCAUGUAUCUACAAUAUGGGAAUUUGGCCUUCCUUCUCAGGACCUCAGCUCCAGCCAGCUCUUUCCAUCCAGUCGUCCAUUUCUGGGGUUGGACAGUUUGGAAGACCUACAGGCCAUAAUUAGUACUCCCUCAGUGCAACCACGGAAUCCGAAUGUUGCAGAGGAAGAUGAUGAAAAUGAAGACACAGAGGAGCUGGGACACACGGAAACAUAUGCUGAUUAUAUUCCAUCAAAGUCCAAACUUGGCAGGCAGCAUCCAGACCGUGUUGUGGAGACCAGCACUCUUUCCAGUGUUCCGCCUCCUGAUAUUACUUACGCGCUCUCUCUGCCCAAAUCUAUUAUUGACAGAGGUCUACUCUCAGCAUUGCAGUUGGAAGCCAUAGUUUAUGCCUGCCAGCAACAUGAGGUUAUUCUCCCAAGUGGACAGAGAGCUGGAUUCCUGAUUGGUGAUGGAGCUGGUGUGGGGAAAGGCCGAACUGUUUCAGGGAUCAUCCUUGAGAACUACCUUAAAAGAAGAAAGAAAGCUCUGUGGUUCAGUGUAUCUAACGAUCUGCGCUGUGACGCAGAGCGAGAUCUCCGCGACAUUGAUGCUAGUAGUAUACCGGUGCAUGCACUUAGCAAGAUCAAGUAUGGAGAUACGUCUGCGUCUGAGGGCAUCUUGUUUGCCACUUAUUCAGCACUUAUCGGUGAAAGCCAAGCAGGAGGACAGCACCGGACACGCAUUAAACAAAUCCGAGAUUGGUGUGGAGAGAAUUUCGAUGGAGUUAUUGUAUUUGAUGAAUGUCACAAAGCUAAGAAUGCAUCUUGCACCAAGAUGGGCCGUGCUGUUUUGGACUUGCAGAAUAACUUGCCUUUGGCACGUGUGGUUUAUGCUAGUGCCACAGGCGCCUCCGAGCCCAAGAACAUGAUUUACAUGAGCCGUUUGGGAAUCUGGGGCGAAGGAACAUCUUUCAGUACUUUUGAUGAUUUCUUGCAUGCCAUUGAAAAGAGGGGUGUGGGAGCUAUGGAGAUUGUCGCCAUGGAUAUGAAGGUCAGCGGAAUGUACAUCGCAAGGCAGCUUAGCUUCUCAGGAGUCACCUUCCGUAUCGAAGAGAUUCCCCUUGAUGAGCAAUACAAACAGAUGUAUAACAGGGCAGCACAAUUGUGGGCAGAAGCAUUGACUGUGUUCCAAACAGCAGCAGACUGGCUAGGAUUGGAGUCCAGGAAGUCAUUAUGGGGUCAGUUCUGGUCAGCUCAUCAGAGAUUUUUCAAGUACUUGUGUAUCGCUGCUAAAAUAGAUCGUCUGGUGACACUGGCAAAGCAGGAGCUGGCUAAAGACAAGUGUAUGGUAAUUGGUUUGCAGUCCACUGGUGAAGCUCGCACACGAGAAGUGAUGGAUGAAAAUGAUGGCCAUCUCGACUGCUUUGUGUCAGCUGCAGAGGGUGUCUUCAAGUCUCUGAUCACAAAACACUUCCCCUCAACCAAAAGAAAACGUGAUAAAGGCCUACUGAAGAGAAAACGUCGUGGAAAACCUCGCAGUGGUAAACUGUCCCGUGUAGAUCCCUCUGGAGUAAUCCGUAUCAGUGAGGAGAGCAGCUCAGAUUCUGAAGGUGGCAUGGACAGUGACUUCAAUUCAUCUCCUGAGUCUUUGCAGGACAAUGAUGAUGUCAUCUUUGUGGAACACACUGUGAAUGGCCUGAUUAUGCCUGACCGAGGUCCUGAGCAGGUUGAGCUCAUGAAGAAAGAUUUGCUAGCCAAGGUCCAGGCAUUGGGAAAAGACUUGCCACUAAAUACACUGGAUGAGCUGAUAGACAAGUUUGGAGGUCCUGAGAACGUGGCAGAGAUGACUGGUAGAAAAGGACGCGUGGUUCGCUGCAGUGACGGAUCUGUGCGCUUUGAGUCUCGGGCUGAGCAUAACCUGUCCAUAGAUAAUGUCAAUUUACGAGAAAAGGAGCGCUUCAUGAAUGGAGAAAAGUUGGUGGCUAUAAUAUCUGAGGCAUCAAGUUCAGGGAUCUCACUCCAGGCUGAUCGCCGAGUACGGAACCAACGUCGCCGGGUCCACAUGACGCUAGAGCUGCCAUGGAGUGCUGAUAGAGCAAUUCAGCAAUUUGGCCGCACACACCGCUCUAACCAGGUAUCUGCUCCAGAGUAUGUCUUCUUGAUAUCAGAGCUCGCAGGAGAAAGGAGAUUUGCUUCAAUUGUUGCCAAGAGGCUAGAGAGCUUGGGUGCUUUAACACAUGGUGAUAGGAGAGCAACAGAAACCAGGGAUUUAAGCAAGUACAACUUUGAGAACAAGUAUGGGACACGUGCUUUGGAGCAGAUUCUGUCUGCCAUCCUGAACCAAACACAAAGAGAUGUGCCUCCUCCACAGAGUUAUCCUGGUGGUCCCAAUGCUUUUUUCCAAGAGUUAAAACAAGGGCUUCUCUCAGUUGGUAUUUGCUGCAAAGAGACCAAAUACAAUGUUGUUGUUGAUAAAGAAUGUUCAGUCACAAAGUUUCUAAAUCGCAUGCUCGGCCUGGAGGUUCACAAACAGAACAGUCUUUUCCAGUUCUUCUCUGAAACAUUUGACUUUCUGAUUGAGAAGGACAAGAGAGAGGGGAAAUAUGAUAUGGGAAUUCUGGAUCUGGCACCUGGAGUGGAUGAGAUUUACCAUGAGAGCAAAGAGAAUUUCUUGACACCUGGUCACCCACAGGAUGGACAAGUUGUUUUCUACAAGAUUAGUGUUGAUCGUGGGAUGAGUUGGGAAAAGGCUGUAGAGAAAUCACUCACUCUCCAAGCUCCAAAUGAGGGGUUCUACUUGUCCUACAAGGUCCGUGGUGAUAUGUAUUCUGCUCUUUUGGCCGAACAUAGACAGGGAAAGUACUUCAAUCUGUAUAAACCCAACAUUGGAAAACAGAGCCAGGCUGAAACGUUGGAGAGCUUGCUUAGCAAGUACCACCCGGUUUCUGCAGAGGAUGCGCAACAUCACUGGGAAAGCCAAUACAUCUUCUCCUUCAGCAACUGCAGCCAUACUAUGUGGAACGGGAACUGUAAAGGAGUGCAGCAGGGAAGGGAGUGUGUCCAAGGAUUACGUCUUAGGCAUUACUACAUGCUUUGUGGCUCUCUACUGCGAGUGUGGAGUCGUAUGGCUUCUGUGAUUUCUGACAUCACCAACAGUAGCUAUCUUCAGAUUGUGCGAUUAAAAACCAAAGACAAACACAAACAAGUUGGCAUUAAGAUUCCAGAGAGCUGUGUGGCAAAAGUAAAAGAGGAGCUGAAACAAAUGGAUUUAAAUGUGAAGCGCAAACAUGAGGAAUCACGUCAGAACACAGAACGGCUGUCUCUUAUUUAUCCAAGCUCUACAUCACUUCCUCUGGACCUUUCCCAAUCUAUUUAUGACAGGACACACAGCCCAUUAGUGCCCAAUACAUAUGACUUUUGGAGCACUUCGCCGAAUGAUCUAGAAAGCAUUUUUUCUUCCACCACUCACCCAAGCCAGCAGCUAAAUGUGAGGGAAAUUAUAGAGGAGAUGCUACAAAAAUUGAAAAAGCCAGAUCCUUCACCCUCUGACAGACACCCUUCAUCCUCUGACAGACAUGGUUCACCCUCGGACAGACAGAGUGUCAUCCAGUAUGGGGGAGAACCAAACAACUUCUGGGAUACAGACUAAAGUGUCUCCUUACUACUCCUGAACUCAGACCAGCAGAUCUGGCCCCUGCUACAUAAAUCCUUAUAGGAAGAACCAAGAUGACAUGCGUAGAUCUCAUCCACAUCAUCAGAAAUGGGGGGCCUGCAGAAUUUCUAUUUUAUUUUUCAUAAACUCUGCAUGCUCUGCAGUUUGUAAAAAAAAAAAAACUAAUAUAUUUACAUCAAUUGGAUCAAAAACAUCCUAACCCUCUCAAGCUACAGUGUGCAACCUGUCGACAUCAGGGCCUGGUAUAAAAACAGGUCUGACACCUUUAUGUAAUAGCACUCAGCACUCCUGAAUAACCGACAUACCUAGCUCUGGACCCUAAAUGAUGUCCCUGUUUAUUUGGGACCGGCUACUGUAUAAAGCAUCCUGUGGAGCCAUUAACACCUUUCGAUGGAAAGGUUUGUGUGCUCCUGUUUUUAUUAGCCUUUCUCAUGUUUAUGAGCUGUUCUAUUUUUACUUUCCCUAGGACGGAUUUUAAGGUUUAGGUUUUUUUUUGGUAAACACCCUUUUU